UGUAUUUCAAUUUCGCGGGCAAGGUUAGCAUUUGAAUAUAGUGAUAAUCACUGUUGCCAUAUUAAAUGCUGCAACUUCAGAAUCCGGAAAUAUAUGGAUGACCUUGUAUACAAAGUUUAAGGCGCUUUGUAUUGGUGAACAAACACAUUGAUGACAUCUAUGAAACACAUAGGAACAGGGCUUAGGAUAUUACUACUAAUUUGAUAGUUUUGAUUAAAUAUUACAUUAUAGUCUUUAUAACCUUACGCUUAGAGUUUGUAAAAGAUAUACGUAUUUAAGAAAUUGGACAUAAAAUUUGACGCAUAAUAUCUUAAUAAGUCUUGUUGUGUUUCAUCGUGUGUGGUUAAACACGCAUGAAAAGACAACCUGAAGAUUACGCGUCGAUAAAAGACGCGGACAUGUCAUCGUUGUCGAUUGUUGUUGAUCAUUAUUGACGAUCAUGGUGGUUUCGUGUAAUUUCAACGCAAUAUCGCGCGUUGAUCGUAUACAUAUACAAAAUAACCAAAAUUCGUUGUUUUAAUUAUUCCAUAAUGUUCGCGUAUUGAUCGAUCAUCGAAAUAAACAUUUUGUAAUCAUGAACACGAAGCACAGUCCGAGAAAAGUGACGUUGGCCAUGAUAAAAGGUAAACCCAUUACGACCUCUGUUCCUGUGAUUCAUUAUCAUGCCAGCGACGAUGAAUUGGAAGAAAUAUAUCCGAGUUCUGAGGAGGAGAAGAGAUUGACUCCAGAAUUUGACCCAACUGAUACGAAAGUAACCUCAAUUUCGCCGAAAUGCAUCGAAAAGAGGUCUGUAAACGAAUCAGAUAUUUCGGAAAAUAAUCCUGAUACACGAUCUGUCGGUACAGAGAAUGUAUUACCGGAAGGUACUCCACCGUCUUUAGACCCAUGGAAAGUAUUCUCAGAUAUAAAAGGAAAAAUAACAAAAACGUUUGAGGAGAAAUUGUCCGAAAUAAAGAGCGACAAAAAGAAACGGCGUCACUCUAAAGCAGAAAGUUCAAGUAUUAGCGAUUUAGAGGAUCACGGAUGCAUUACUCCUAGCGAAAAAAAUGUCGAAGGUAAACGAGUGAACGACGAGACAUCAAGCGCGGCGACAACAACGACAACGACGACAACAAUGACGACGAUAAUCAGCCGUCAUCAAAGAGGUAACCCGGUUAGAUACGUAGGUUUCUCCGACGUAAAGACUGGUUUAAAAGACAAAAGUUUACAAGACGACAGCGUAGAGAGUGGCAUUGAAGCUUCUGAAUUUGCUCAAACCGUUAAUGAAGAUGUUGUUUCCUGCCCAGAAGAUGAUCGUCCAGCGGCGAAAACGUCUAACGAGGAUAACUAUGCUAGCUUGCAACAUCGUUCGUGCAUGCGUUUGACCGCAUUUCCAAAACGGAUAGAUUUGAAAACAUCGUUUUUACACUCUAUUCAACAGUUAUUCUUUGGAACAACGUAUAAGUCUGUUGCCAUUUUCAUUGCCAUUUUUUCUAUUUGUUACAUAGCUCCUUUACCAGAAUAUUUACUUGGAUUUAUAAUGGGUACCUUCACGACAGUUACCUUUUACAGCAUAUUAACGAAGCUCAAAAGACUAUUGACAACCUUGCCAGAGGAGAAGUUUGUCCCCAGUUCGAUGAUACCUGUUCUAGAAAUCCCAGCGGCAGAAGAACAUUCCGUGAUCGAGAGGUUCCAAGGCUGGUUAAAUGAACUGCCCUAUAAUUAUGAACCAAACGAUUAUCACGUUGCACGUACAAAGUCAGUUUUUUUUAGAUUGGAAGGAAACAUUUUGCGUAUCAUGGAAACCAGAAUGAAAAUACCAAAGAAGGCUGUCUGGGACGAGCCGAAACAUAAACUAAAAUUUGUCAGAAGAAGGGUUUACAACCUGACCGGGGCAAGGAUAGAACUUGUUCCUUACGGACUCGCCAGAAGAAGAAGGUGGAGUAAAAAGUAUCCUAUUUGUAUAACUAUUAAAAAGAGUGCCCUAAUUUGUAACGUAACUCUGAAAAAUUCAAUCAACGACGAUCGUUCGAUCAACGACUAUUAUAAGGGAAGUUCGAAAGGGCGAAUGAGAUACAGAGCCAAUAAAAAGAAAUGCGUAGCGAAUUGGAGAGAAGAAAGGCUGGACGACGAAACUCGUUUCGUCGACGCAGAUGGGGAUGAUAACGGCGACGAGUCGAUGACGAAACAAAGAAAGAAAGAAGAUGAGAAAGGUGUGGAGGAUGACGACGACGAUUCGUGUUACGAUUACGAUACGAAUAAUGAUGACGUCGACGACGAACACGUGGAAUACGAGGAGUGCUUUUUGAAUAAUGGAGGAGUAACGGAGUACAGGGUUGAGGAGGACAGAAGAACGAAGGGUAAAAGUUACAAAAAGGAGCAGCAAUGGGAAAUUGACAGAAUACGAAGGAACGUGCGCAGAAGUUACCUGAAAGAUAAAAGAAAAAAGAAAAUUGGCAAAAAAUCGAAUGUGGAAAAGAGACCUGAAACGAAGAAGGAUGACAAAGAGCAAGACGAGAAGGAAGAGGAAAAGAACGAAGAGGGUGAAAAGGAAGAUAAGAACGAGGAUAUCGAGAUGGUGAUCAAAAAGAAAGGGGAUGUAGACGAUGAGGACGAGGAGGAGGAAGAAGAAGAAGACAUGGAGGAGGACUACGAAGAGUUGAAUCUGGAAGAUGAAGAACUGGAUGACGAUGUAGACGACUAUUACGACCUUGACGAGGAUGACGAUGACUACGAUGACGAAGACGACGACGACGACGACGAUGAUGUAGACGAGGAUGAACAGCAACCGGACGAGAACGUGAAGGACGAAAGCAUCGGUAAGGCAGACGAAAAGAAUAGCAAGGAGACAGACACAGGCGACAAUGAUAACGAUGACAUCGACGUGGAAAAAGAGACCGGAAAAAAAGACGAAAAAGAGUCGAACUUGAAAAGCACUUUAAAAAAAUUAAAAAAGAAAUCGAAGCAGAAGAACGAAUUGAAGAUAUUUGUUUUCGCCAGAGCUGACCGUGAAAAAGAGGAUUGGUACAGACGUUUGGUUUCAGCCGCGUCACGACGCUCUAAGAAACGAGAUUCAUUGUCGUUCACCAUGAACUCAUCGUCCACGAAUACUUCGUUAGCGACGCAGAGAAACGUCAUCGCGGAGUCCAAGAGUUCGGGUAACUCGCACGAGAAAAGUGUUCCCGAUCUUAACUAUAACGCUUACAUGGGAAAAUAUUUGGACACCGAUUCGGGCAAGCUGGAGAACGCGUGCUCCACCGACACACUUUGGUUCAAUUGUUUGGUAGCUCGCAUACUGUUCGAUAUACACAAAUGUCCAGAAACUAUAAAUCUUAUACAGGAUAAGAUACAGCGGAAAUUGUCUAGCAUAAAAUUACCGUAUUUCAUGGAGUGCCUUUUAGUUUCGGAGGUAACGAUAGGGCAAGGGUCGCCCGUCGUUCGCAACGUAACGAAACCGAUAAUCAACGAACGAGGUCUUUGGCUCGACUUCGACGUGACGUACCAAGGAUCCCUGACCAUGACGGUCGAAACGAAACUGAACCUGAUGAAGUUGACGAGGGCCGGAUCGGUUCCGAGUAACAGCAACGUAAUAAUUUCUUCGGAGAAACACGAAUCGAUGGCGAGGUCAGCGAUUUUUGACAGCGACUUAGAGGACACUCCAGAAACGUCUACGGAGGACGAAGAUGCUUCGAGAGCACAGUUAUACAACACGGCCAAAGAAGCAACCGGUAUACAACAGUCAUCUGGGAAAAAGUUUCUCAGCAUGGUCGACAGGAUAGCUGCGAACAAAUAUUUUCAACAUGCGACGGAAUUGUCUUACGUUCGAAGGGCGAUGGAAGGAGUUUCGAACACGGAAAUUCGUCUGAUGGUUACCGUUUCAAGUAUAGAAGGUUGUCUGUCGGUAAACGUUCCACCGGCGCCGUCCGAUCGUUUAUGGUACGGUUUCAAACCCGUGCCGAAAGUAACUCUUACCGUAAAACCCGCGGUUGGCGAGAGAACGGUUAACAUCGUUUACGUUACCAAGUGGAUAGAAGCCAAGUUACUCAGGGAAUUUGAGAAGCUCGUCGUUUUACCGAACAUGGACGAUCUCAUAAUGCCGUUGUGUCCUAAUUAUCCUUAUACGACGAUGCGGUAGUCGUUUGCGAGCAAACGGUAAGGCGAGGUAAAGUAAGGUAAGAAUAUCGAGUGUCUUGUUUUUUCUAAUCACGAUCUCGCAACGUAGAUUCGGCCUGUGAACGACGAAUACCGCUGUGAAACAUGUUUGUUACAUAAAAAUACAACGUAACUAUAUUUAAUUGUGGUACACUCGGGUGCAAUUAUUCUUAGCUAUAAGCUUUUUCUAAUUUUAUUAACUUCUAAAUUUCCACUCUCCCACUUUUCCUAAAUUACCACUUCUCCAGUUUCCAAAUCGCUAAUUGCUAAAUUUUUCUAUUUGUAAAAUUGUAAACUUCAGAAGUAAGAUUUGCACCCUAGCGUAACUCCGAUAUCGUCACAAGGGUGGUGUUCGUUGAACGAGAACGUCGGUGUACGUAUUUGGAUAGCACUUUUUUUUAAAUCGUUUGAUCUUUGAUCAUUUUCUUGGGACCAUAUGCCGCGUUGUUCAUUAGAACGUUUGUUGCGGAUCGUUUACGUUUGCAUUUACGUUCGGAUCAUGCGUUAUGCUUUCUGCCUAGGCCCGUUCUCGCCGACGCGACACCGGGGUAUGGACAUCGAAAAUCGAUCUAGUCGACUUCGGCAGUAAAAUCACGCAUUUAUUCGGAUCGUAAGUGUUUCUCGCGAAAUGUAACUAACCGAAACUGUACGUUGGUUUGUGCGUGUAUCGUUUGUUCAAGACGUUAUAUAAUUGUAAAUUACGUUUGUACGCUGUGAUUACGUGUAUGUAACGCGUAUAUGUUGCAUAUUUUAAAGGUCGAAUUAGAGAUUGUAACGCGAGCGGAUCCUUUAUCUUAUAUGCGAGUCCUAUAUAAAAAAUCAUGCAAGCUACUCGUGUGCGUAAUUACUGUAAUCCCUUUACCCGGAAUAAUUUACAAGGAACGUUGAGGACGAAAGGACAGCACAGAGUAUUCGGUACAGGAGUCGAUCAGCGAUCAAACAUGUACUCGUUGCUGAACAGAUGUAUUUGUUGCGAUAAAAUUUCUACAAAACAAUAUCACAGUUCGGAGAUCGAUAAUUCGCGUGGUAGAAAAUAGAAAAAUAUUAAGUAUUUACAAAUAUCUGGUUGGAAAUGUGUGGCUAGCGAAUUGGCUAACUUCGAA
Molecule: messenger RNA, 5234 nt
Organism: Megachile rotundata (alfalfa leafcutting bee)
Lineage: Eukaryota; Metazoa; Arthropoda; Insecta; Hymenoptera; Megachilidae
Cellular component (GO): endoplasmic reticulum
Molecular function (GO): lipid binding
Source: RefSeq, a predicted model, not a curated record